AUGAAGGCAGUUAUCGUCACCCAGCCCAAGACCGAAGGUCUGGUCACAGAUCGACCCAUCCCCAAACUUCGUGAUGAUUACCUUCUCGUCAAGACCGUCAGUGUGGGAUUGAACCCUACCGACUGGAAGCAUAUUGCUUUCAUUGCUCCUCCCGGUGUUCUCGUCGGAUGCGACUAUGCAGGCACCGUCGAAGCCGUCGGCAAGGAUGUCAAAAAGCAAUUCAAGAAGGGUGACCGCGUGUGUGGAUUCGUGCACGGUGCCAAUGCAGUGCAGCCUGAAGAUGGCGCUUUCGCCGAGUACAUCGUUGCCAAGGGGGACGUGCAGUGGAAGAUACCCGAAAAUAUGAGCUUCCAGGAAGCCGCUACCCUCGGAGUGGGCAUCAGCACCGUGGGCCAGGGUCUGUACCAGAGUCUGAAGCUUGCGCUGCCCACUGAGCCUAUCAAGGAUGCGACUCCGAUUUUGAUUUACGGCGGCUCCACCGCGACCGGCACCCUGGCCAUCCAAUUUGCCAAGUUGUCAGGCUACAAGGUCCUGACCACUUGCUCGCCGCGCAACUUCGAUUUGGUCCGCAGCCUUGGCGCCGAUGAUGUCUAUGACUACAAGGACGCCCAGGCCCCCGCUAAGAUUCGCAAGGCCACUGAUAACAAACUGAAGCUCGUAUUCGACUGUAUCUCGCUCGAGUCCAGUGCUGCGUUCUGCGACAAUGCUAUCUCCACCGAUGGCGGCGAGUAUAGCGCUCUGUUGAGCAUCAAAAUUAACCGUGCCAAUGUGAACGACCGCUUUACUCUGGCUUAUACCACCAUCGGCGAGGCGUUCUCCUUCGGAGAUAUUCCCUUCCCCGCCAAGCCGGAAGACAAGGCGCACGCUGAAAAAUUCAUUCACAUUGCCGAGGAUCUGCUUGCUCAAGGAAAGGUCAAGGUUCACCCCCUAAGAUCGGUCAGCAUGGGCUGA
Penicillium concentricum is the source of this 951-nucleotide messenger RNA. RefSeq names its product zinc-binding alcohol dehydrogenase family protein. Lineage: Eukaryota; Fungi; Ascomycota; Eurotiomycetes; Eurotiales; Aspergillaceae. Bases 1 to 951 code for a protein of 316 amino acids. The transcript has a single exon. The record is from RefSeq and is a predicted model, not a curated record. Gene Ontology annotation, molecular function: oxidoreductase activity, acting on NAD(P)H.